Molecule: messenger RNA, 1011 nt
Organism: Melospiza melodia melodia
Lineage: Eukaryota; Metazoa; Chordata; Aves; Passeriformes; Passerellidae
Gene: SLC50A1
Product: solute carrier family 50 member 1
Exons: 6
Coding region: 42-881 (279 amino acids)
Biological process (GO): carbohydrate transport
Cellular component (GO): membrane
Molecular function (GO): sugar transmembrane transporter activity
Source: RefSeq, a predicted model, not a curated record
CGGGCAGCACCGGCCCCGCUCCGCGCUCCCCGGGCUCCGGCAUGGUGCUGUCGGUGCUCGCCGGCCUGUGCCUGGCCGCCACGCUCGCCAUGUUCGCCACCGGCCUGUCUGACCUGCGCCAGAUGUUGGCGACCAAAAGUGUGGAGAACAUCCAGUUCCUGCCCUUCCUCACCACCGAUGCCAACAACCUGAGCUGGCUGGGCUAUGGCUGCCUGAAGGGGGACGGCACAGUGAUCACCGUCAACGCCAUCGGGGCAGCUCUGCAGACCCUCUACAUCCUGGUGUAUCUCUACUACAGCCCUGCCAAGCGCCCCGUGCUGCUUCAGGUCCUGCUGCUCCUGGCUGUGGUGGUGACCGGCUGGGGCUACUUCACCAUCCUGGUUGACGCAGGGACACGCCUGGCACACCUGGGGCUCUUCUGCAGCGUCUUCACCAUCAGCAUGUACCUCUCACCGCUGGCUGACCUGGCCAAGGUUAUCCGGAGCAAGUCGACGCGGUGCCUGUCCUUCCCCCUGACCGUCACCACGCUCGUGGCCUCCAGCAGCUGGACACUCUAUGGCCUGCAGCUCCACGAUCCCUACAUCACAGUGGGUCCCCAACGUGCCAGGGAUCGUCACCAGCCUCGUGCGGUUCUGGCUCUUCCGGCGGUACCGACCAGAGCAGGAGAAGCCCUACAGCCCCCUGCCUGCCUGAGAGGUGCCCUCAGGAGCACCCCAACUCUGCCCUGGGCUGGCCCCAGCGCUGUCCCCUUGGCCACUCCUAGUGGGACACCAGCAAGGACGUCCUGCCUCCAGCCCUGCAUCCUUCAGCAAAGGCCCUGGAGCUCUCAGAGAAACCUUUGGGGUGCCACAAGCCCCUCAAAGCUCAGGGUGGGAGGAUAGUUUUCCACGCCUAUGGCCCUGCCUGGCAGCAGGAUUUUGAGGGGCAGGGCUUUUGAGUGGCUUCCAGGGGUCCAAGUGUCACUUUUGUACGGAUUCAAGUGCCUUUUAAUAAAUCAGAGACUUCCCAGUG